UUCUACUUUUCUGUUAUCUGUAGAAAUUUCAAACAUCCAUAGUAAAAUGGUGAGAAGAUAAAGGUGUGACAUGAUGAUUCAUCAUCGAAUGAAGUUUUUAAUCUUAUCUCAGUUUGUAGGGUUGUCAGCGCACAUUUAAUAUCGAUAACUGCCCAGUCUAGUUCCUACACCAAAAGGUUUGCACUGGCCGAGACAUUUCAUAAAGGUAUGAAAACCGAAAGUUGACCUACACAGACUAUGUUAGAAUCAAAAUCUGUUUUAUAAAAAUUGAAGCUCCAAGACCAAUGUGUUUCAAAUGUUAACUUCCGUGUCAAUCAUACUAUUAAUAAAUUCAUUCUAUCCAUGACAUAAAUACUUACGGACGGUUGAUUUAUUCCUGGAAAAAUGCAGUUGAUUAAUAUUGAAACAGAGCUCUAUGUAGGAUAUGCAUACAUUCAUGUAUACCAUACUUGACAAAUAUUUGAACAUCAUCUACUAUCUUUGAAAUACCGUCAUAGGUUGCAAAGGUGUAGUUUAUUUGGCUUGGAAAUACGUAUAAGAUUCGUCAAAUGAAGAUAAUUCUCCAUGUUUUUAUCUUCUUACUCUAGUACACACCUGGUUCUCCAGAGAGUUGGAAGUUUGCACCUGUUUUUGUCAAUGUAUGAGUUCAAAAGUGCAUACAUCAGAUGUGUCACCUGUACUUUGCAUUAUUGUAAUAUUUUCCAAAAAUACAAUACGUAUUGUUUAAUGAGAAUCUCAAAGUUCAUUGGAGUGAAGUGCAAGUGUCAGUUGGAGUAAAAAUUCAUAAUUCUAGAUCAGUUGAAUAACAUGAAUAGUUCUAAAUAAUGCAAAAAAUUUCACUCAUUUUGAAGCUCCCUUUGAUUUAGAAAAAUGAGCUUCAUCUAUCACUAGUGAGUUGAAAGUACAAAGUUGGAUAAGAUAUUGUUUAACAUACUCAUAUAAAAUAAAAGUGGUGAUAACAACUGACAAGAGUAAGUGAGUGUGAAAAUAAGUGAAAUUCAGUCAAAAUUCGUAAAAUAAAGUUCUAGUUUUAUGUAAGAUGACUAUGAAUUUAUCACUACUAAUUCAUGUAUAGGAUAGCUUAAAUAUGUCGAGCAUCCAGUUGUACGCACAGAGUGAACAGGCUGAACGACAACUUGCAUUUUUGUAUACUGUCUCUGCAGUUCUGACAACAACAUCAAUAAUUUGCCUUGUUGUAGUAUGGCAGUAUUGGGCAUGGACUCUAGAUGUUUGUAUCAGUGUGGAUUGUGGGUGUAUUUUGUAUGGUGUUAAUACAUUUAGUACUUUUAUGGGGGGUGAUGUCAAACUAUGUCAUUUUGGAACUUAUGCAUUGGUCCCAACACUAGUCAUUGGUCUGGUUCUUGGAGUUUACCAUGGCUACAGAACAUGCAUACAUAGAAAAUUAGAUGAACCUAGACCAAUUCCGGAAGCCACCGUAUAUAAUAGACAGGAACGAGAUAGAGUUGUGGUAGUGGGACCAAAACGAAGAUCUAUCUGUAAACAGUGGGUUCUUGCAGGAUUCCUAGGAGUUCUCCUUUGUUUUCUAUCAUUGUCACAUGCUGUAGUUCUAACUGAUGGGUAUUUCAAGACUUGUGACCAAUAUAGAAGAAAUCUGAUUCAACUGCUGGGUUCACAGGGACGUGAGGUGCAGGUGAUUUAUAACCGUCUCUCCUGUGGUGCUAUUUUUGACUAUAUGGACUAUCUACAGCCAGACGCAAAUAAUUGGAGACGUGGUGAUGAAAUCAAUACUGGUCUAGCUAUGCAAACUGCGAUUACAACUAGUUGGUUCAACUUUUUUACGUGGCUGGUCAUUAUUGUUAUAAAUUUUAUCAUGGCUAGAAAGAGACGUAAUAAUUUAAAUGAGCAAGGAUGUUGUUGUUUUUGAGUUCGAGUGAUGUCACACUGCCUAAUACAAGGGUUGAGCAAAUAGGGUGUGAUCACUAUUACAGUAUGUUAGUCUAUUAAUGCUAACAAGAAGGAGACAAUACAUUUUGUAAUACAUUGUGUCAUAUUUCGCCUUGAUAAUGAAUAACAGAGUCAUUGGAUAAUUUUUUGUAUUCAAUAAAUUUUGUAUUGAGUUUUAAAGUUUACACUCAAAUGAAUCGGAAGUCCUUUACAAUAUCUUUACGGAGUCUGAGCAAGUCAAUAAUACUAAGCUGUUCAAUUACACAUUGUUAGUGUAAUUGCAGUCUAGUAUUCUACGUAGUAGGUGGCUCUGAGCUUUAUUUGGAAUAUACCUGUGGUGCAUACAUAGAAAAUUCAGUAGGUGAAAUAUUCACACAAUGUUAUGUUAUAAUAGACUUUAUUUUUAGCUGUCUUUAUAUAAUUAUUAUAAUUAGUUUUGUUAUAUACAUAGGUACAUUAUUGUUAUUUUGUUUUAUAUAUGUACAUCGUAACUAUUUCAAACUUGUUUACUCAAUAAUAAAUGUAAUAAAUAAUAUAACAUCGAAGCUGAGUUAAAAUAGUAAAGAAAAUUAUCCUGCACAGUUUGAUAUUCACAAGUGAUGACAAUAUUAUCAAGCAAAUUUUUAUUUCAACAAAGUUUCAAAUAUAUUAUACUUUUCCAAACAGUAAUCAGAAUAUAAUAAUAUACUAUAAAACUGCACUAUCUUCAAUAUAUGCUUAGGAAAUGCAGACGACUUGAUAAUUUAAAUAAUAACAGUAAAAUAUCAUAGUGGAACAACAAAAUAUUUUACAUAAGUUUAGGUAUAGCUUUGAUAUCUAAAGAGGUGUUAUAUGUGCUCAUUAAAUCUUGUGACCAAGUGGUUCAAGCAGUUCACAACCUGAACUAAAUAACAGUGAUAAAACAGGGAAAUAGAUUUAUCAAAAUCACAAUUCCUCAUCGUCGAGUAUACUCGCACGUGAUAUGCACAAACUAUUAUUACAAAAUGAAGUUAUAUAUUGAGACUUAAAAUAAUUCACAACACUGAUUAAUGUAUCGCUGUAACAGUAAUAAUUAAAAAAAAGUAGUGUCAAUGCUAUUUCUCUGCUUCAACGCCGGAGCACAUUUCACUGCUAUUUUCUACCUAACACCUUUAUACUAAAAUACUUUUUCAUUAUGAGUUGGAAUUUAAUGAAAUACUGUAAUAUUUGGUUACGGGCAGUGGGCAAAUUGAAGUUAAGAUAGCUGGCUACAAAAAAAGGAUGAAAAAAAAUCUCCAACUGCAACAACUCUAUGAGAAAAUAAAGAUGCCUAAUGAGAAAUAAAAAAAAAAUCAUUGAGUUAAAUACAGGGUGGAAUGUUCGACUUGUUGUUAUUUGAUAGAAGUCUCAGAGGAAUAUCCCAAACACAUUCUUCGGAAAAUACAGCUGGUAAUUCAUUCAAACAUGGUAGAAUAGGAGUGAUGGUGCAGAUGAGAAAAAAUUAUCAAAAUGACGUGAUAAUAUCUUCAAUAUUUGGUCCUUGCAGAUUUGAACUUAAGAGGACUUAAAAAGAUUUCAUGUUUGAGAAACUUAAAUAUAGACUGAAUUAGCAAGAGCUACAGAUGCAUGAUAUACCAUACACACAUGUAUUUACAUAAAUAGCUAUGCUUGAUUAUUUUACUUGUAUUCUAUACUAGAUUCUCCAAAGAUCUCAAUUGUCAGAAUACGAAUUAACUUCAAAUUAUUCAAUUCCCUAUGGAAAUUGAGAAAAGCCAAGCUUCGAUACUUUUGUAAUAAAGGAAGGCACCUAAUAAUUAUAUUCCAAAAUACUAUCUACAAUUAUCAUACAUAAAUAUAUAUCUCGUUUAUUUAUAUAUAUUUUUUCUUUUUUAUAAUAUUGUCUCACUUUUACAGUUCAAUAAAUUUCGGUGCAACGCGCAAACGAAAAUACACAAAACAUAUCCAAAAAAAUAAUCGUCUUGGUAAAUGCAGUACAAGAGUCCUAUAAUGACAAAUUUCGAACAAAUUGGUAUGAAAUAUACAAAUCUAAAACGCUUUCGCUUCAGCACAAUUUGCUCUUCACAUUUCCUCAUUGAAUAAGAAAUUUCAACAACUAUAGCCGACACUCUCAUGCAACUCUGUAAUCAUUCUUUUGUAAUAUUCCUAAUUGCAGCUAACAAUGAUAAGCAUUCUGCUGUGAUUUUCUGUUUUGAGUUCGAUGUAAACAAUAACAUACCGGUUGACUUAAAAAGUUUUUCACCACUAGCUGCCAAUAGGUUUGAUUCAGAAAUUCCAGCAAAUUUCAUUUUCUAAGAAUGUGUACAACAAGUAUACGUAUAUUAGUAGCCAAUUCUAUUCUUUGAAGUCAAUUACUAAUUAUAUAGUGUCGGUAUUAUUGAUAUUGAUUGUACACCGAAAAAUCUCGAAUAAAGACAUAUUUUCAUGUAAGCAAUUAGCUGCUAUAAGGAUAAAGAUAUACAUGUAUAUAUAUAUCAAUAAAUUACAUUUGUUGCUGUAUUACAA
Athalia rosae (coleseed sawfly) is the source of this 4386-nucleotide messenger RNA. RefSeq lists its product as uncharacterized. The coding region runs from base 1088 to 1885 and encodes 265 amino acids. The record is from RefSeq and is a predicted model, not a curated record. Lineage: Eukaryota; Metazoa; Arthropoda; Insecta; Hymenoptera; Athaliidae. The transcript has 4 exons.